Protopolystoma xenopodis is the source of this 540-nucleotide messenger RNA. The record is from the annotation of a GenBank genome assembly. NCBI's taxonomy places the organism in Eukaryota, Metazoa, Platyhelminthes, Monogenea, Polystomatidea, Polystomatidae.
UUGCGCUAUCCAAAAAUAUAUUUUCUAGGUCUUCAAGCAAGAAAAAGAUUUCCUGCAGGAACACCCUUUAGUUCAGUUGUAUCUGAUCCUAGUUUCUCAGCUGGUGAUUAUGACUUCAAGUCUGCUCAACAACUUAUAGGAUUCGAUGAUCCACAGGCUUCCUACAUUGUAACUUUUAAUGAUCACAUUGCUUAUCGCUACGAGCCCAUAGGCUUACUUGGCAAGGGUAGUUUUGGUCAGGUUGUUCGAGCAAUCGAUCAUGCAACCGGCAACCAAAUUGCCUUAAAGAUAAUCCGAAAUGAAACGAGAUUUGCAAGACAGGCGGCAGAAGAAAUCAAAAUUUUGGAAACUUUGCGCAAUCAAGACAUGGAUGACAGCAAUAAUGUCAUACAUCUCUUAGACCAUUUUACCUUUAGAGGACAUGUGUGCAUGACAUUUGAACUGCUCAGCAUUAACCUCUAUGAACUAAUACAUAGGAACAGAUUUAAAGGAUUCUCUUGCGCUCUGAUUAUUUUUUCUAUAAAUAUACUUGCUUUAUAA